AUGAACAACAGCACUCUUUCAAACACCAACACUUCGAACAACGUGGACUUUUCGUGCAAAUUCAAAGAUGAAGAUUGGACUCGUGCUCUUAAAACUUUUGCAGUUUUCUUUGUUGGUGGAUUUGGCAUUUGUGGUAACAUCUUCGUCAUCGUCCUAGCUGUUAAGUAYAUUGUAAGAAGAAAUCUUCAUCAUUUGAUCAUCAACAUGGCCGUCGCAGAUACCCUUGUUGUCCUCACAGUGUUCUUCGCUGCUGUAYCGCGAAUCCUCGAUCAAUCCAUUUGGGCAACUAUUAAGAUUUUUGGAGACAUGGUUUGUAGAGUAUUUACAUUCCUGCUCGCGACUUCCAUGAGCGUGACAUACAUCACUCUUUUGAUAAUCAGCAUUGAACGAUUCAGAGCAUCGAGACGAACUGUGCAAAUAGCACAGCCGUACACAACUAAGAAAAAGUUGGCUGUGGUUGCUUUUUCAUGGUUGAUUUGUGCUGCUUAUAUUGCUGUUGAGAUACCAUAUAGAACUGUCCAAGAACCGCUACCUGAGGUAUAUACAUGCCAAGGGACUUCACAAGUUUCCAGUAAAGUGAGAGUCUUCCAAUACAUCGUAUUCUUUUCUGUAUUGUUUUGCCUCUUCACUCUGARCAUUGCCACCUUACGAACGAUUUCUCACCRACAAGGAAUUGAGGCAAGUCUUCCUGAAGUGCAGAGAAAGGCCAGAGAGAAAAGAAUAGCCAGUGCUGUAAAAAUGGUUUUGAGCUCGCUGCUUCUUUAUAUGUGUUGCUACUUGCCUUACAACAUUUGGAAUGUUGUGAAAUUAAUUCUGGAAAGGCACGGCAGUYAUUCUGUGCAAGACAUUCUUUGCUUUGAGUUGAACAUAUAUCAAUUCUUGACGAAUUUUUCAGCUCUUGUCAACUCUUGUUUGAGUCCGGUAAUAUACGUGAAAWUUUUGCCUGAUUUUCGUGAUGCAGCRAGAAAAGUGCUCAGAAGAGUUGUUUGUUCCGCAGAGAGCGAUGAAGURCAGCAUGAACCAUCUCGAGACAGGCAAGAAUCGAAAGAAAACAUCAAUUUGAGAAGAACUGAUGCAAUGAUUCAAAUUGAAGGUCAAAGUAKAAAUAAGGCAAUGUAG
Messenger RNA from Exaiptasia diaphana, 1119 nucleotides. Its product is annotated as allatostatin-A receptor. Gene Ontology annotation, biological process: G protein-coupled receptor signaling pathway. The record is from RefSeq and is a predicted model, not a curated record. NCBI's taxonomy places the organism in Eukaryota, Metazoa, Cnidaria, Anthozoa, Actiniaria, Aiptasiidae. The transcript has a single exon. Gene Ontology annotation, cellular component: membrane. Bases 1 to 1119 code for a protein of 372 amino acids. Gene Ontology annotation, molecular function: G protein-coupled receptor activity.